This is a messenger RNA of Lepisosteus oculatus (spotted gar), 3648 nucleotides long. RefSeq names its product glucocorticoid modulatory element binding protein 2 (gene gmeb2). Gene Ontology annotation, molecular function: RNA polymerase II cis-regulatory region sequence-specific DNA binding. Gene Ontology annotation, biological process: regulation of transcription by RNA polymerase II. Gene Ontology annotation, cellular component: nucleus. The record is from RefSeq and is a predicted model, not a curated record. Lineage: Eukaryota; Metazoa; Chordata; Actinopteri; Semionotiformes; Lepisosteidae.
UUUAUUUGAAGGUCUGCAGCAUGUUGUGCAACAAAGAAACACCUCUGAAUGGGAAGUUUUCCUCCGGUAAUGGAGGGCAGCGAGUGCUGCAGCUCGGCGCUACGCUUCUGCGAGGAAGCCCACGCUCGGAGGCGUUGCGGUCAGGGCGCUCCCUGUGUAGCGGGCCCGGGUCGGCGCUGCUGUCUCGCCGCAGCCCGGCUGUAGCAGCGGCCCCCUGCGGCCACAGAGCGGGUGACGCGGGAGGCGCAGUCUCCGCCCCCCGCGCCUGCUUGCUUUUCCACUCUGCGUCACCACUUUCUGCUUACAGGCUGCCGCACAGACGCAGCCUUUUCUCACGCUUGCCUGCCAUUGAAACUCAAAAACGGGUGUUGCCUCCGUCUCCCAACCCAGAAGUUUCAAGUGACUGAGUAACGGCGAGGGCUGCUGGGAAAUGGAGUCGGGGGCGGAGGACGCUGUUGGUGUCGUCGGCUCUGCUGCGCGGCUGCAGCUGCUUGGUCUGACGUCACUUCCCUUGACGCUGCCCUGGCACACGGGGGGCGGAGUUGGCGGCGCGGCUGACAGCGGAUCUCUGGCCAUGGCGUCCUCCGAGGUCAGCGUGCACGUGGAGGAGGUGGUCGUCGUGACGACGCCGGACACCGCGGCCGAUGGCACCGCUGUGGAGGAGGUGAAGACCAUGCUGGUGACGACAGAGCUGUCCCAGCAGAGCGAAGAUAUCACCGAACAGAGCCUGGAAGCUCAGGCUGAGACGGGCACCUUCACCGCCACCCCUCUGCUGGAGAAAGAGGCCAUGAUAGCUGUGAAGUUAUCAGAAGAAGUGGAAAAUGUGGAGCCGGAAAUUAUCUACCCCAUAACGUGUGGAGAGAGCAAGGCCAACCUCAUCUGGAAGAAAUUUGUUUGUCCUGGAAUUAAUAUCAAGUGUGUGCAGUAUAAUGAACACCUAAUCAGUCCUAAAGAGUUUGUCCAUUUGGCGGGGAAGUCAACAUUGAAAGACUGGAAGAGAGCGAUUCGUUUGAAUGGCAUCAUGUUAAGGAAGAUCAUGGACUCCGGAGAGCUGGACUUCUACCAGCACUCCAAGGUCUGUUCCAACACCUGCCGCAGCACGAAAAUCGACCUCGUGGGCAACAGGGCCUCGUUCAGCAGCCAGCAGUCCACCGAAUUCAUCCCCAUCACCCCCGCGUCAGCCGACGUAAACGGCUCUCCAGCCACCUUCACAGUGGAAGCCUCAGAGGACAGUACCGAGUGGGUGACGACAAUUGGAGAGGAUACGGUAGCUUUCUGGCGUGGGCUGAAGGACGCGGGGCUGCUGGAGGAGGUGGUCGAAGAGUUCCAGAAGGAGGUGAAAGAAACCCUGAAGGGACUACAAGACCGAAUUCAGCAGCCGCCCCUACAGGUCACCGAUGCUGUCCUGUUGAACAAUAUAGUGCAAAACUUCGGCAUGCUGGACCUGGUGAAGAAGGUCCUGGCAAGUCACAAGAGCCAAAUGGAUCGGUACAGAGAGCAGUACACGCGCAGCUUAGUAGCACUGGAGCAACAAUGUGAUGAGCACCGCAAGAGAGCCAAAGAGCUGAAGAGCAAAUCUCAGCACCUGAACAACGUUUUAAUGACGCUAACGCCAGUCUCGAACCCGCCGGCACCCAAGCGACCCCGGCUGACGCGUGCCACCUCAGGCCCGGCGUCUGUGGCCACCCACGUGUCCAGCCAGCCGGCGCAGAUCACGCUGGCCUCCGGGCUGCCCGUCACCCAGCUGACCAACCUCUCGCUGAGCAAAGUGAUGUCGGCCAUCCAGGGCUCCGGCAUCAGCAACUCCUCCCAGCAGCCUGCCACCUUCGCCACCACGAACUCGCCGCUCCUGGGAGGCUACACAGUGCUGGCGUCGCCGGGCGCCACCAUCCCCAACACGGUGGAGAUCCAGCCCGACGCCUCCAACCUGACCGUCCUCAGCACGGCCGCUAUCCAGGACGGCAGCACCAUCGUCAAGGUGGUCAGCCCCUUCCAGCUGCUCACGCUGCCGGCCCUGGGCGCCACCCUCCAGAACAUGGCCGCAGCGGGAGGGACCAUAGUGGCCGUGCCCACCAGCACGAUCGAGACGGCGGUCACGCAGACCGAAGAGACCACUGUGAUCGAGGUGAAGGAGGAUCACGCGGAAAAGCAGUAACAACAACGGGACUGCGGAGCUUCUGCACAAAGCACACGGCUUGGCCCGGAAGGCUAUCUGGGCGUUUGUUUUAAUGUGAAGUAUUUCAGUGUUGUUCCUUAUUUGCAUCUUCCGAGCACAAGGCUGGAAUGGAGGAAGAGCAGGGAUGGACAGCCUUGGUCCUGGAGGGAUGUCUGCAGUUUUCUUCUCUGCUAAGCUACAGCACCUGAGAAACUGGGAGAAGCUGUUAAUGAGCUGCACAUUGGCUUAACUGGACCAGUUUAAGUCAUUGAGAAUGAAAACCAGCCAACACCUUGACCCUCCAGGAUCAGAAUAGACCAUCCCUGAUAGAAGAUCUUCUCUUUUGGAGGGGGGGUGUGGGGGAGUGCAUUUCUUAACAUUUUGAUACCAAGGUACAGAUCACUCUCAAUACAUGUUACAGAUCUAAAGGACCCUCAUUGUUUCAAAUCUCACGUGCUAAGUGUCACUAGUACAUAUGACAUUUGCAAGAUGUUUAGCAUCAUCAGUUUAUUCGCCUGUUCCCUCUUUCUCACAUGAUGAGCUGAAGUGAAAUAAAAUCUGGUGGAUACUGUCUCAGAAGGCAACAGACUGUCAAUUGUCUCAAGAGCACAGAAGCUUAUGGUUUCAACAGCUGAGUUAUCCUUACCUUUGAAUACAGGUUAAUAUAUAUUUUUAUAUACAUGUAUGUAUAGAUAUGCCCAUAGUGUUCACGCAAGCACUUUGAGUAACUCACUAUAGUUCAUGAACUAUAAUUGAUUUUUUUCUGGAUAAGACUGAAAACUGUCUGAAUUUAGUCACCCCUCCCCCUCGAUUUAUUAUUUCAAGAAACGAUUUUCUAUCUGAAAGAUAAAUAUACCUUAAACGACCUGUACAUUUUUUUAUGGAAAUACAGUGUAUGUAUAUAUAUCCCUCUAAGUCUAGGUGGCUUACCUUUGAAGCCAUCAAUAAAUACUUGAAACCACAAAGCACUGGUCUCAGUAAUGCGCUCAGAGUAACUAAUUUAACACAAUUUGAAAAACCAAACAGCUGCCAGUUUUAAACUUUCCACACAAAUUGCAUCCAGAUUUCAGUGAGGGACUCCAGAACACAUUUCACACUGACUGACUGACUCCUGUGUUCUUUCUUUUGUCUCAUUGUAUUAUUUUGCAAAGGCGAACUGUUUCAUCGCCUUGUUUUCCUGAUAUUGUUCUGUACAGUUUGCUGCCCCACUUCGUCUUGUAAAUAACAAAAGUUCACUGUUGUACAUAAUUUUUUUAAGUGUAAAUUAGUUUUACUGUACAUCGCAAAUAAUUGACGGUAAUGUAAUAUGCUGAUAUUUACAUGCCUUGUAAGAAAACCUUUUGAAUGCCUUAAGAAAAACAUCAGCCCUUGGACUUUUGGUUUACAGUAGAGGUUUUUUGUAAUAGAUACCAGUUCUCAUAAAGUAAAGCUUUACGCACUGAUCUGAGACUGGACACUUAAGGUUUGAUAUUAAACAUUUGUACAGUUCUUAA